AUGGGGUCCUAUCGCACAACGACAUGCCAGUCAAACACAUCGUUUUCAAGCUCGUCACGUAACGACAUGGACAUCGAUACAGACUCACACGAGGAUUUAAACAACAGCUACGACAAUGGAGACUGUGAGUGCAUGGAGACGGCUCUACAGAUCCUUGAGGAUGUCGUUAUACCCUCCGUAGGUGCCGACUGGGCUAUGGUAGAGAACACGAUCUUUGUUCUCAGAAACAAUAUCUCUCGGUGUCUCAUACUGUCUCAAUGUCACGGAUGCGAACAAGAGUCGGGCAUCUGUAUGCUAACACUGGUGAUAUAUGAGAAGCUCCUGACUGGAUUCGAGAACGUCGCGCAAUGGUGGAGCAAACAGGGCCAUCUCCAGCGAGCUCGGAGCGAUAGACGUAGUUACAGAGAAAGAGAAGCUCAUCAGCUGCCCCAGCAGCAGCAUCAAGGACAAAAACAGCCGAAACAACAGGACAAAUUCUCUAGAUUGAGGUAUCUCCAUCAAAAGUCCCGGAUUACGAUGGGCAGGUAUCAGAUCGAUACUGCUGAAGAGCACCGGGCUGUGUUAGCGACUAUCAUUGCCUGCCAACUGCAACGACUUGCUGAACUAUUAUUCUUCAUGAUACAACAUAGCAAGAAGGUAAACUGGCUGGCGCAUAUGCAAUAUGGAGAAGGGUUGCAGAUGAGAAUAGAAUCAUUAGACAAGGCAUGGAAAUUAAGAUAA
Molecule: messenger RNA, 720 nt
Organism: Boeremia exigua
Lineage: Eukaryota; Fungi; Ascomycota; Dothideomycetes; Pleosporales; Didymellaceae
Exons: 2
Coding region: 1-720 (239 amino acids)
Source: RefSeq, a predicted model, not a curated record